AUGCAGAGUGAUAAUACUGUGGUUAUUAAAAUUAGGUUGGGAGGUUGUUUUGUGCCGAAAAGUAUUGGUAAAAAUCGACAUAUAAUUUGCUGGAAUGGUGGGGUUGUUUUCUCGAAGAAAAAGGCUAGUAUUUCUAAGAUGUCAGUGCAUUUUAUUCGGGAAGCUGUCGUGCAUGGUUUUAUGUUUUAUAAUAUGAAAGUGCCUAGGAACUUUCAUGUAUUUUAUAAACAGAAAGGGAGAACUUUUACAACCGGUAAAAGGGAAAUAGUAAAUGUUGAAGAAGUGAAGGGACUUUUGGAAACAGUGAAUAAGGAAGGUGUUCUUGAAGUUUUUGUUCCUAGUAAACAGAUUGUGAAUCCCCUAAACGACCAUACAUCAUUAUCUACCCUUGAACCCACACCACGGUUAAAUGAGGGAGUAAGUACACUAGAAAUAACUCCUAAGUUUAAGACGGUUGCAAGGAAAGACAGUGCCAAGGGUAAAGGAAAUCUACAAGCAGAGGGUCCAGGGGAAGGGAUUGCAGAGGUUAAGGGGAAAAGUAGAGCUAUAAAGAAAUUGUUUGAUGAUGAGGAGAAUGGAUGUGGGUCGUCUUCAAGCAGUGAAUUCAGUGACCUUGGCAUAGAGUGGGAGGCAGGGGAAGAGGAGGGGUAUGAAGAUGGUGAAGAAUGGUUUAGGCAAACUACGGGGGAGAUUCUGAGUGAUAUCAAUGGUAGCUUUGGGGAGGAUGAAGAAUCAGAUGAAGAUGGGAGGGUAGUGAAAGAUCCUAGGGUACAGAUUAAUGAUAACAUAGAUUGCAAUGAAGUGAGGAUCCAAGAAGAGAUUGAGGGUGAUUCGGAUGAGCUUAGGAGUCUUGCAGGAGAUUCUGAUGAGGAUCUAGACAACAGUCCAUGGUUUAAUGGAGAAACCGACUUCACAAAACCUAUUAAGCUAGUGGAAAAAUUGAAGUUCAACAAUGUGUAUGUACUUAGAAAGGCUUUGAGGGUUCAUGCUAUUGAGCAUAGGUAUGAGUUCUAUUUCCUACAUAAUGACGGGACAAGAAUUACUACUCGUUGCAAAAAGAGAUGUGGUUGUCUUUAUAAUAAAAAAAGAAGUAGGUUGCCUAAGUGUUCUUGUGAGGAGGGUGUGAAGUGUUUCUUUAAGAUUCAUGCUACAAAGUUGGUGAAGCAAGAAACAUGGCAAAUUAAAAGUUUGAUAUUGAAGCACUUGUGUAUGAGGAGUAUGGUGAAUAAUAACGUAACUUCGGAGUACAUAGCAGAAAGGUACUUGGAGGAAUUCAGAAGCGGUGCCUUUUUUAGGGUGAAGCAGUUACAGGAGAGAGUUUCGAAUGAGUUGGGGAUUAAAGUGGGCUACACUAAGGCUUGGAUAGCUAGGUGCAUAGCUAAGCUCAUUAUUUAUGGCUCGGCAUCCGAGCAGUACGCAAGGGUGUGGGAUUACGGUAAGGCUGUUAUGCAAAACAGUAAAGGAAGUGAUGUUCAUAUUGUUGUUAAUGGGAUUGAGCAGCCAGAACCACCCCUCUUUCUUAGGAUGUUCAUUGGUCUUGCUCCGCUAAAAGAUGGGUUUGUAAGAGGUUGUCGGCCUAUUAUCGGGGUGGAUGGAUGUCACUUAAAAGGAGCAUACCCCGGGCAAAUCCUUGUGGCAGUUUCAAAGGAUGGAAAUAAUAACAUUUUUCCAUUAGCAUGGGCCACAGUGGAGAUUGAGAACACGGAGACAUGGGAGUGGUUCUUGGAAUGUGUAAAGAGCAUGUUGAGAAGUGAUUAAGGGGAUGGCUUCACCUUCAUGUCUGACAGACAGAAGGGUUUGUUGGAAGCCCUACAAACUGUUGUACCUCUAGCUGAGACAAGGUACUGUGUCAGGCACAUUUGGGCCAAUUUUAAGCUCAAUUUCACCGGAACAACAUUCAAGGAAUUAUUUUGGGA
Spinacia oleracea (spinach) is the source of this 1916-nucleotide messenger RNA. RefSeq lists its product as uncharacterized. The transcript is spliced from 2 exons. The coding region runs from base 1 to 1758 and encodes 585 amino acids. NCBI's taxonomy places the organism in Eukaryota, Viridiplantae, Streptophyta, Magnoliopsida, Caryophyllales, Amaranthaceae. The record is from RefSeq and is a predicted model, not a curated record.